Molecule: messenger RNA, 1056 nt
Organism: Galeopterus variegatus (Sunda flying lemur)
Lineage: Eukaryota; Metazoa; Chordata; Mammalia; Dermoptera; Cynocephalidae
Gene: AQP3
Product: aquaporin 3 (Gill blood group)
Exons: 6
Coding region: 34-912 (292 amino acids)
Biological process (GO): water transport; glycerol transmembrane transport
Cellular component (GO): basolateral plasma membrane; plasma membrane
Molecular function (GO): urea transmembrane transporter activity; glycerol channel activity; water channel activity
Source: RefSeq, a predicted model, not a curated record
UGCGCCCGCCGCCCUCCCGCCGCCUGCCCCGCCAUGGGUCGACAGAAGGAACUGGUGGCCCGCUGCGGGGAGAUGCUCCACAUCCGCUACCGGCUGCUUCGCCAGGCGCUGGCCGAGUGCCUGGGGACCCUCAUCCUCGUGAUGUUUGGCUGUGGCUCCGUGGCCCAGGUUGUGCUCAGCCGGGGCACCCACGGUGGUUUCCUCACCAUCAACCUGGCCUUCGGCUUUGCCGUCACUCUGGGCAUCCUCAUCGCUGGCCAGGUCUCCGGGGCCCACCUGAACCCGGCUGUGACCUUUGCCAUGUGCUUUUUGGCACGUGAGCCCUGGAUCAAGCUGCCCAUCUACACCCUGGCUCAGACGCUGGGAGCCUUCUUGGGUGCUGGGAUCAUUUUUGGACUGUAUUAUGAUGCAAUCUGGAGUUUCGCUGACAACCAGCUUGUAGUCUCGGGCCCCAAUGGCACAGCUGGCAUCUUUGCCACCUACCCCUCUGGACACUUGGACAUGGUCAAUGGCUUCUUCGACCAGUUCAUAGGCACAGCCGCCCUCAUUGUGUGUGUGCUGGCCAUUGUUGACCCUUACAACAACCCCGUCCCCCGUGGCCUGGAGGCCUUCACUGUGGGCCUGGUGGUCCUGGUCAUUGGCACCUCCAUGGGCUUCAACUCUGGCUACGCUGUCAACCCUGCCCGGGACUUUGGCCCCCGCCUUUUCACUGCCAUCGCUGGCUGGGGCUCUGAAGUCUUCACGACCGGCCGGUACUGGUGGUGGGUGCCCAUUAUCUCUCCACUCCUGGGCUCCAUUGCGGGUGUCCUUGUGUACCAGAUCAUGAUCGGCUGCCACCUAGAGCAGCCCCCACCCUCCACAGAGCAGGAGAAUGUGAAACUGGCCCAUGUGAAGCACAAGGAGCAGAUGUGAGUGGGCAGGGGUCAUCUCCCCACUGCCCUCGGCCUUGAGCAUCCGCUGACUGUGUAGGGGCCACUCCCUAGAAGCCCUCUUCAGGAUCCCCCGCCCAGGCUAAGAAGCUCCCUAUCUACCCUCACCCCACUGGACAGCCCCCUG